UUUCUCUGUCGAUACUGCUUCCUAUACAGGCGUGAGGACCAUUCUACGAAAAUCCCCAGUACGAGACAAACUCAAAAUCCGUAAAAAUACGUUUGUUACCUUCCAGAAAGCCAUCCCGACAGCAAUCCAAGCGAAACCGUGCAACGAAUCGAUUUUCUAAAGGCAGAUCAGCACUUCACUUCAGUUUUCGAAGCUGCCAGCUCAUGACUCAUUCUGUCAUUUAACCCAGUUUGGGUCCGUGUUAGCACAGUCAAGAUCAGUGAGACCUGACCUUCAUUUGCAUUCUACUGCCCUCGAUGCUCCAUGUUAACCACUUGGACGGAAAAGGAGAAGCAACUCCUCGCCCAUUGCAUCCUUCAACAUCCCGGAUGGACAGAUCAAUCGCUGUCGGAGGACAUUGGUAGCAAGAAUGUCGUAGAAGUUUCACUGUUUCUGGAAGAACUAAAGAAAACAGUUCCCCACCUGGUACACCCCAAAGAUGUGUCUCGAGAUGAAAUACGAAAGGAAUGUAAUGGCGACUGUGAAGUUCCUCUCAACCUUACUCCUGAACAAGAAAUGGAAUACCUGUCGUUUUUCAAUCUACCCGGGUUGUUGCGAAUAAGCCACGAUGUUUAUCUAAAGGAUCCAAACACAUCGAUGCAACGUUCCGCUGUCUUCAGUCUGUAUUUGUCACUCCGGACCUGGCUAACUCGUAUAAUCAGGACAUCAGUGGCACUGGCGGUUGAGAGGCGCCGGCAGGGUAUACAACUCUAUGGACAUAGGUCAUUGCAGAAAAAAGGGGAGAGCGCCCUAGAGAUUACAUCGAAGGAUGUUAUCAACGCUUUGACACUCCUGGAGCCAGGAUGUUUACCAGAAAGCGUAAACGAAGAGCUACCAGAGGGCCAAGGGUGCCUCGAUGCGGAUCAUGAUGCACAGCAGGCCAUUGUAUAAACAUUGUAUAAUUCACCAAAACUUUUCGAAAUACCAAAAAAGACUCGGAUUUAACCGUUAUA
Molecule: messenger RNA, 992 nt
Organism: Spizellomyces punctatus DAOM BR117
Lineage: Eukaryota; Fungi; Chytridiomycota; Chytridiomycetes; Spizellomycetales; Spizellomycetaceae
Exons: 4
Coding region: 304-930 (208 amino acids)
Source: RefSeq, a predicted model, not a curated record